This is a messenger RNA of Mus musculus (house mouse), 2645 nucleotides long. RefSeq names its product Tp53rk binding protein (gene Tprkb). Gene Ontology annotation, molecular function: protein kinase binding. Gene Ontology annotation, cellular component: nucleus; cytosol; cytoplasm. The coding region runs from base 702 to 1229 and encodes 175 amino acids. The transcript has 10 exons. The record is from RefSeq and is a predicted model, not a curated record. NCBI's taxonomy places the organism in Eukaryota, Metazoa, Chordata, Mammalia, Rodentia, Muridae. Gene Ontology annotation, biological process: tRNA threonylcarbamoyladenosine modification.
CUUCUGUUUUUCUCCAGUUCCCAGGCUGGCUAUCUGAAUGCAUCUGCUAAGACAGUGUUUCUUAACCUGGGGGUCAAUCAACCCUCUUACAGGGACCACCCAAGACCCUCCGACAUACCAGAAUUCUCAUUACUAUCGUGUGUGCCAUGGCUUGAGUGGAGGUCAGAAGGCAAGCUCUCGCAGUUGGUUCUCGCCUUCCUCCUCAGAACAAAGCAUAUUUCAGAAAUUCUCACUCCAAGACACAGCUGCUCCUGCUACAUAUGGUAGCAAGGACUAAAAUCCGGACUCACUAUCUUGGUGGCCACCCUUCCCCGUGAGCAGUACCCUGGUCUUGUAUAAUUCCCUGAGGCGGAUGGCUUCUGGGGACUUGAUCCCAGCGUCGCGUCCUCUGGUCUGCUCAAGAAAUUUGCCUCUUUCCUCUGUCACAGCUGUGAAAGUCCACUUGUCUCUAGAUCUCCAAGCACCGGAAGCGCUCCUUCAAUGGUCUCACUGUGUAGCUCUGGCUAUUCUGAAACUCACUACGUAGGCCAGGCUGGCAUCAGACCCACAGAGAUUCACCUGCGUCUGCCCUCUGAGGGCUGGAAUGAAAGGCAUUUUCCCGACUCUACGGGCCCGUGCUUCCAAUCUCCUGUAAUCCUAAACUUCUGACUCUCCUGACCUCCCCUGGACUGGAUUCUCGGAGAGUCCUUCUUGUCUACGAAAUGCAGCUAUCACAGCAGCUGGACUUGUUUCCUGAAUGCAGGGUGACCCUUCUGUUAUUUAAAGAUGUAAAAAAUGCAGGAGACUUGAGAAAAAAGGCCAUGGAAGGAUCUAUUGAUGGUUCAUUGAUAAACCCCAAUGUGAUUGUCGAUCCAUUUCAGAUACUUGUGGCAGCAAACAAAGCCGUUCAUCUCCACAGACUGGGAAAAAUGAAGACAAGAACUCUGUCUACUGAAAUUAUCUUCAACCUCUCCCCAAAUAAUAAUAUUUCAGAGGCCUUGAAGAAAUUUGGCAUUUCAGAAACUAACACUUCAGUUCUGAUUGUUUACAUUGAAGAUGGAAGCAAACAAGUACCACAGGAACACCUAGUAUCUCAAGUGGAAGGCCAGCAGGUGCCUUUGGAAAGUCUUCCAGAAAUAACAAGGCUCUCGGAAGUCAAGAAGAUAUAUAAACUGUCAUCACAAGAAGAGAGGAUUGGGACGUUAUUGGAUGCUAUCAUUUGUAGAAUGUCAACGAAGGAUGUUUUAUAAGAUGUUUAAAAUGUCAACAGAAAGCCGGGCGUGGUGAUGCAUGCCUUUAAUCCCAGCACUUGGGAGGCAGAGGCAGGCGGAUUUCUGAGUUUGAGGCCAGCCUGGUCUACAGAGUGAGUUCCAGGACAGCCAGGGCUACACGGAGAAACCCUGUCUCGAAAAACCAAAAAAAAAAAAAAAUUAACUCUAAGCCAGGUGUGGUGACUCAUUACAGUCCACUGCUCAGGAGGCUGAGGCAGGAGAAAGCUGCAAGUUUGAGGUCAGCUUGGGAUAUGCCACAAAUUCCAGAUCAGCCUAAAGUACUAUGUCAAAUCCUAUCUCAAUAAAUAGCAAUUCAUUUAACUCUCUUAGCUGCUUUUUAGGUAGAUAUGUCUUUGUGCCCACUUUAUACAAGAGGCAGCUAAAAGAGUAUAGCAGUAUUAACUGACUAGCCCAGGGUCAUGUAACUAGUAUAAAACCAUGUUUGAUGGUUCCUUUUCCCCCUCACUUUAUCUUGUAUUGGAUUGUAUCCAUCAAGAUAGGCUUGGUCAAGGGUUAGCAAAGCUCUGUGAAGAGCCAGAUAAGUACUUUGCUCCUCAAAGGCCGCCUCAUCUGGUUCCUGCUACAAUUACUCAAUAUGACCUUUGCAGUCUGAAAGCAGCCACAGAGGACAGGUACAGAGUGAGUGGCCUCUGUCCAGUGAGCCUUGACUUGAACAAGCAGUGGGCAGCCCUGGAGUUGAGACUGUAGACUCCAGAGUUGGCUAGGACAUAGUGACAGUCAAACCCUAAAGCUCACUGGCUUAGUACAGCAGAAGGAAACAUUUUGUUAUCUUGAAGGCAGAAGGGAUCAGAGGGAAACCCACAGCAGGGCUUUAGAGCCCUCUGCGGGGGCUUCUCAGCCUGGGCUUCUAGGUUACUGUGCAGCUUGUCAGAAGCUCUGGGGAGGGCAGAGAAACCUAAAAGCAUCCACAUGGAAGUGGCAGGUAUUGCUCACCUCUUUUCAUUCACACAAGUUCAAAAAUGGUGACCCCUUGUUCUUCCCACAAGCACAGUCAGUUCUGCCCCUCCAGUCCCCUCUAAAGCGCCAAGUCUGCAAAGCCAGGUGCUCUCAUAGUGCAGUUCUGGGGUUGUUCUCUGGGUACCUUAUGGUGGUUUGAAUAUGUUUGGCCCAGGGAGUGGCACUAUUUAGAGAUGAGGCCUUUUUGGAGUUGGUAAGACCUUGGCAGAAAUGUGUCAUUGUGGGCAUGGGCUUUAAGAGACCCUCCCUCCUUCUAGCCGUGUGGGAGCCAGUUUUCUCUUAGCGGCCUUCAGAUGAAGAUGUAGAACUCUCAGAUCCUCCUGCACCAUGCCUGCCUGGACACUGCCAUGCUCCUGUCUUGAUGAUAACAGACUGAACCUCUGAACCUGUAAGCCAGCCCGAUUAAAUGUUGUUCUU